GCGGCAGCGCACGCAGAGGCGGCGAGACGCACCUCCCCGACGCCAUACUGGGGUUAUUGGUGGGGGAGGAGGAGAGGAGUCGUUCCGAUCAGAGCAAAGCCCAUCGAAACGGGGCUCCCCCCCUGCACCGCCCUCAGUCCAGUCGAUGCUGCGUGAUCUGCAAAGUUCCUCCAUCACUUUGUGUUUCCCUGUCCAACACUUUUCUUUCAACCAAUGCCCAGGUGGAAGGAUGUCCAUUUUGUCUGCUGACUCUCCCGUUUCAGCUCAGUCACCGUGAUGGGAUGAGUGAUUAAAGUUCAUUAUUCUGUGCCCCACAACCAGCUACUUGGGGACAGAGGAAAGCAGCCGCCACAUUCCCCAGUACAAGGUGGGACAUUUUAGAACUCCAGGCUGCAGUCGGCGACCGUCAACAUGAGGACAAUGGAUUGUCUUUGUCAGCCCAACACCAGGGGCUAAGGUCGGGAGAAAAGCACGAGCCUUGGUAAGGUUGCCUGGAAGUUCCCAGCAGUGAGCCCCAUGUCAGGAUCAGGAAGAAGACCACCAGCACGGAGUCGGGGCCUCCAUGGAAGGACUGGCUUCUCCCUGUUCAAGUCGGCGCUGAGCCCGAGUGCAGGGCAGCAGGAGAUGCAGCCGCUGCUGACGCGGCCCAGACGGACCUCCCCGCCGGUCGGACGGCUUGAAGCCUGCGCCAACUCCUCGCUCAGCAGCAGCAGCAACUCCGGCUCCUACAAGGGGAGUGACAGCAGCCCCACACCCAGACGUUCCAGCAAGUAUUCCUCAUGCAGCGAAAACCAUGGCAUCAAGCCCCCGACCCCUGAGCAGUACCUGACCCCACUGCAGCAGAAGGAGGUGUGCAUCCGACAUCUGAGGGCAAAGCUAAAGGAGACGGAGGAAAAGCUGGAUGAGAGGGCGACCGAGGUGGAGGACCUGAAACUACAGCUGUCCAGGAUGCAGGAGGACUGGAUUGAGGAGGAAUGCCACCGGGUGGAGGCUCAGCUCUCACUGAAGGAGGCCAGGAAGGAGAUCAAGCAGCUGAAGCAGGUGAUCGACACGGUAAAGAACAACCUGGUGGAGAAGGACAAGGGCAUCCAGAAGUACUUCAUCGACAUCAACAUCCAGAACCGCAAGCUGGAGACCUUGCUGCAGAACAUGGAGGUGGCUCAGGACGGGACAUCUCGGUCAGCCUCCGCCUCCCCCGCCAGGUCGCUUACCCGAAGCUCCACCUACACCAAGCUGAGCGAGCCUGCGGCCAUCCUGCAGGGGGCCCAGGGGAGUCCCGUCCCCCACCACAGCUCCCUCGCGUCCGGGAUUGACCGGGCCAUCGAGGGACCCAGCUUCACCGCGAGGCCAAGGCCAUCGUUGGGCCGUAAGGCCGACGGGGGGGUUUCCCAAGCUGGGACCCCCAGGGUCAACAUACGGGACCAGAGCGUUCAGACGGACCACCUUCACCACAGUCCAGAGUCAGAAACCGCGAUGGAGAAUGUGUUGGGAUCUGGUGCUUCAAGCCCCAGUGGUGUCGGACCAGAAGGGGAGCCGCCAGGGUCAUUCCUCGACCUACAGACUUGCUUGAUGCUCAGCGGUGACUCAAAUGAGGGGAGCACCGAUGGCCAGUCAAUUGCGGAGAUGUUGUCCGAGACUGCCAGUCAGGGAGAGGCGGAGGAUGCCUCAGACCAGUUGAGUCACUGGAGCCGUUACUACAUGGUGGACCUGCUGGCAGUGAUAGUGCCAGCCUUGCCCACCCUGGCCUGGAUCAUCCACACCCAGCGAGGCCGCUCCCAACCCCUCUACAACCUGGGCGUGCUGCUGCGCAGUUGCUGCGUCAUUGCCCUGCAUUCCCUGCGCCGGCUGAACACCAAUGUAUCUUCGCCGCACUUUUCCGAUCUCCCAUCCUAGCCCCCACUCCAUCUCCAUCCAAACAUUGCCCAUCUCAGUCGCUUAACACAUCACUCAUAUCCCCUCUUCAUCAUAGUCAUCACCCAUUCCAUCCAUCCAACUCCCCCAUUCCUAAUCGAUGGGCUGAAUUGCUUCUAUAUCUUAUGAACUCAUGGUCCCCAUCCCUACCCUCUUCCCCAUUGUUCAUCGUGGAACCAAACCCACUCUUUGUGUUCCUUCUCCAUCAAAGACCACCAACCCAUUCCAUCACAUCCCCCUCCUUUCCAAUUCCCAUUCCUUCUUCCACCAGUGUCCAUUUCGGAUCCUCAAUGCACCCCUCUCGUCCCUUCUCCCACAUAGACGCCCUCCAUUCCAUCCUGCCCCAAUCCCACCCCACCCUUCAUCCAACAUUCAUCAUCCUGCCUUCUCCACCAACUUGUGUCCAAGUCCAUCGAUGACCCACCACAAUUCUAGACCCCAGCCCAAUCCAAAAACUCAUCCUUGUCUCCAUCCACCACCAACAUGAACCGCCCUCCCCAACACCAUCCUGUCCUCUCCCACUCCUCCUUCGAUUAUCUCCGAGUGAGAUGCAAAGUCGUGUCAUUCUCACCCACUGAUCAGGCUCUUGGUAUCAAUGUCAACACAUCAUCGAUACACCCAAAUAUAUAUUAAUAUAUAUAUAUAAAAAUUAUAGACAGAGAUUAAUAAAUAAUCUAAGUGAAUGUUUAAAAGCCAGGACCUUGUAAAUCCAUCGCAUGCCUGUACAGUGCAUCAGAAGACUCUGUCUACCAUUUCCAUCACAGUUCAAAGACUAUAUAUUUGUGUUAUUAUUUAAAGACAAAGUAUUGCAGCAAGUUUUAUUAGACUCUGGUCAGUAGCAGCUACAAAGCACAGCCUUCACUUCAUUCAUGCAGUUCAUCAUUUGCUGUUCUGGUUCGCACUCGGCUCGUAUAGAUCUUCAACAGUCGCUUGUAACCAUGACUCUGAUUGAUAUAUAAUAGCAGUAAGUAGUCUACUAGCCUGUCCACCUCCCUCCUCUUUAUGUGGUGAUAGCCUUAUUUAUUGUAUUCACCCCCCAUUCAUGUAUUUAUCUAUUUAUUUAUUUAUUUAAUUCCAUGCCUGUUUUUUAACCGUUACCUAUGAGAUGUGUUUGCACUAAUCAAAGUUUGCUGUACCACUUCUUGAAAACAGAAAUGGAGGAGGUUAUUGCUCCCAGAUUAAUAUAGUUUAGAGAUACAGUAUGGAAAUAGGCUCUUCGGCCCACCGAGUCUGUGCCAACCAGCGAUCCCCUGUACCCUAGCACUAUCCUAGUCAAAAGACGGGCAAAAAAAUUCUAAAUGACAACAUGAAUGAAUUUUGAGUAGCUUCAGGGUGUCUUCACUAAAGGGUUCAGGGAAGGAAAAAUAUUUCAAACAUACAAGACCAUAUACUGUUUUUACAGUAACUUGUUUGUGCAGUGAGUCCUCUUAUUUAGGUAUAGACAUUUCCAAAAUGUUCUUUAUAAAUCAGAGAGAAAUCAAUGCACUACGGUUUAAAAUUUGUGCAUUUUCUACAUUUUAACUACUACAGGGUCACGUUUUUAAUACUUCCUGUAGGAUGUGUACACCUUGUUUGGGGGGGAUGGGUGAACUCCAAGGUGCCCCUGGCUGGUGGUGAUGAUAAUGGACCUCUCUGAUCCAUUGGCAGUCCAAGUGACAAAAAUGCCAACUGAUGGGGUGUUGACCUACUUCUUUGUGAUGGAGCAUUGGUACAUGUCCAGCUCGGGGGCAAGUGGACGACGGGUCCAUCGAUGUUUAAUUUGUUUCUGCUAGAGAAACCUCGUGACUUGUCUCCUGUGGGACCUCUGCUCAAGUGCGUACUUUGUGAGGACCUCCCUUCAACUUUGUCCCAGAUCUGCUCUGUGCUCAUGCACAGAAUACAGGCCAGAAAAGAGCAGUGGUUAUCUCAUUCAAUUAUGUAUUUGUUCUGUGUGGCUGUUUGGGUUUUGUGCGGCGUGUGUGUGUGUGUGUGUGCGCGUGCCUUCGUGUUUCUAUGUCUGUGCACACAAAACACAGGUAACACUGAGCCCCUUGCUCCAUGACUGGUGGUUGAGGGGCUUUGGCACUGUUUUGGUUUAUCACUUGUACCACUCACUCUGUAGCUCUGAACUGUUCAUGAAAUAAACACAUGAAACUUCUG
This is a messenger RNA of Amblyraja radiata (thorny skate), 4050 nucleotides long. RefSeq names its product syntaphilin. The record is from RefSeq and is a predicted model, not a curated record. Gene Ontology annotation, cellular component: cytoplasmic microtubule. NCBI's taxonomy places the organism in Eukaryota, Metazoa, Chordata, Chondrichthyes, Rajiformes, Rajidae. The transcript has 8 exons. The coding region runs from base 517 to 1893 and encodes 458 amino acids.